Adineta ricciae is the source of this 1359-nucleotide messenger RNA. The record is from the annotation of a GenBank genome assembly. Lineage: Eukaryota; Metazoa; Rotifera; Eurotatoria; Adinetida; Adinetidae.
AUGUCAACCGCUGCUUCUCGGUAUGCGGAGUACGGUUCAGCAUGUCCACGAUGUCAACAAAUCAUCAGUACGAUUGAUCUUACAUUUCAACAAGGAAUUUUCAUCUACGAUUUAACAUUUAUUCAACAAGAGUUGGAAUCGGCUCUUGUUGCUGCUUUACAACGUGAAAAUGAACUUCUACAACAAGAUGGAAAUAUGUUAAAACUGCCAUCUUCAUCUAUGGUACGAUUAGCAAACGGUAAAAGUCCUCGAGAUUUCAAAGCCGAACGCGAACGACGACGUAAAGCGCUUAGUGGACACGGGAAACGCAAACGUCGAAUGAAAAAGACGUCUGCUCAAUAUCUUCUGAAAACUAUUAAAUGCGAACGAAAGCCAAAUGGAUUUUUCUCGCCGAAAAAAGAUUCUUCCUAUGCAAAAAUGCGAUCAGAUAGUAAUGGAAAUUCUUCGCGACCAAUCAGAUCUUAUCGAUCGAUGAAUUUCACGUUUCCAUACUGUUACGAGACUAACUAUCGUAAUGGUCAUCAACAAAAUUCCACAGGAAGCAAAUUACAGCCAAAUACACUUUCGAAUCCUGAUCAGUUCUGGAGGAAAGUUAUCGACAAUCAACAUGAAUUUCUCAAAGAAAAUGAUUGUAAUGAGAUCGACAAAGUGUUCAACAUGGACCGAGCAUUGUUCAGCGAUUUCGAUUAUGACAAAGACUUCGAUCAAUACAGAGAAACCAUGAGUUCAACUGAAUAUCUUUUAUCCAAAGACAAAUAUAUUCAUCCUGAAACCGAAUACUCUGUUGUAAUUAAGCAAAAUUCUCAUUUGUACAGUUUAGUUGAGAGUAUGACCAAUAAUAAUCAAUAUAAAAAUGGUUCGACAGCAAGCAAUCAUCGAAUGAAACGGAAAUUCUCUACCAUGUCAAAUGGUUCUAAUUCAGUGCAGAUCGAUCAAUCAAUUUUCGAUUUGCUUCGACGAGAUAAUCAUGUUUUUUCAUCGAAAUAUGCAGAAUUACAACAUCGCCUUGCUGAAUGUCUCAGCAUCGAACGUUUAGCACUUGAUCGUGCACGAAAACAAUGCAAAAUGGAUACUAUUCGCCUGGAUUUGAGUAUGAUUGACGAUAAAAUUCUCGAAAUCACAAAUUCUAUUCGUCAACGUAAACGUCCAAGUGAAAAUGCCAUAUCAUUAUGUAAACCGAUAAGUCCAUUGGAUAACAAUUCUAAUCAGCAACAGCAUUCGAAUGGAAAUAGCGAAAGUGACGCAUGGCGAAAAGGUCGUCGCCAGUCAACACUUCGCGUUUACGAUGAAUUAGCACGAUUGGUUGAUGAACGAAUCGAAUUAGAAAAACAUCUCAUAGAUACAUAUCCAUUUGUAUAA